AUGGUCUGGUUAACUGAAGAUGAAGAUAAUGACAUAUCAAUUUCUCUCUGUCAAAUACAUGUUCAAUCUGAUGAAUUAGAUCUAUUUGAUGAUCGAGUACUUCUAUCAUUAUUAUCUACACUUAAAAUGCAUGAUUUUCAAAUUGGUCAACCUGUAUGGGGACCAAUGAAUAAUCGUCUUUAUUUAUGUGAACAUCCACUUAAAGCAGGUCUUAAACAAUCAAUAAUUGAUGAUGAAUUCAAAAAUAUUAUAAGAAAUCAUGGUGAAUCAUCAACACGUUUUACUUGGUCAUGUGCUUGA
Molecule: messenger RNA, 300 nt
Organism: Adineta steineri
Lineage: Eukaryota; Metazoa; Rotifera; Eurotatoria; Adinetida; Adinetidae
Source: the annotation of a GenBank genome assembly